Aureobasidium musti is the source of this 1713-nucleotide messenger RNA. The record is from the annotation of a GenBank genome assembly. NCBI's taxonomy places the organism in Eukaryota, Fungi, Ascomycota, Dothideomycetes, Dothideales, Saccotheciaceae.
AUGUAUCGACCGGCGCGAAAGUACAACCUGGAGAAAUGUCGAAAGGAGCUCGAAAGAAGUUGCGCCAACUACCAAAGUCGUGGCAACCACUUUCCUCCUACACCGCGCACUACACCAGGCUCAAGCAGUGCGCCUAGUCUACAGCCGCAGCAUUCUCCAGAACAGAAGAAGGUUCGCUUCCAGACUUCUCAAUCGCUGAAUGAAACUGCACAUGUUUCUCAGAAAGUCAAGCGAAAUCCUUUCGAAUACAACGAAGAUGAGCUCCGGCAAAGGGCCCAACGCAUUAGGGCCGACUUAAAGCAAGAACUUAAGCCUCGAUCCCAUCCGCCUCCUGUAUCAACUUCGGAUCCUCUCGAUGGUAUUUCAGGCCACAGUCUUUCGAACGACGAUUCUAACAACGAUCACAAUCCCGAGAGCCACGCGCCUCGAAGACAUCGAACAUUACAUCGUCAAGACCUGACGCAGGAUGAUGUUGCCACAAUACGAGCUACCGCUGAGCGCAUCGCAAGUCACUGUACCGUUCGUGACAAACAGCCUUAUCCCGACUCACCUCGUCAGGGCAACUUGCACGGCACGAAAUCCACAAUCGGAUUAGAGAAGGCAGGUGCUGAAGGCCUAAAAAGUGCCAAAAACACUCAAGACGACGACGGCAUUAGUGUCACUGAAGAUGGUUGUAUUAUUCAACAUGGCUUUGAUAUCUCGCCUAUUGCCUCUUCUCCUGCAGACAAUGUUCACGUCAGAUGUGAUUCAGGAUUCGAUCUCAGACACGCGACACCUAACGAGAUGUCCCGCAAAGAACCAUUCAGACCGAACGUCAGGAACAAGAGGGGUGCGAGGGUCCCGGUCUGCUUUCGCAAACAAGAAGUACCGCAUCAGCGAAAUGUAUCGCACCUAUCAGCUUUGCUUUCUGGUCAAUCUCCUUCUCCUGACCGACCGGAAGCUCAAGGAACUGCCCAGGAGAAGCUACGCCGAGCACAUGCGCCGCAACAAUGUUCCCGAAUGCCAAUCCCUGCACGUCCUUCUGUCUUCUUCUCGGGCUCUAGCUCAUCGAAUGCCGUCGUAUCUGAGAGCGAGGAUGACGAUGAAGAACAGACCGUUUGCGGGAGUGAAAAGGUUGACAGUGAUACCAGCUCUGCAGUGUGUGCUGAUGGGUCUAAGGAUGUGGCAUCUCCUGGUAGUAUUGCCACUCUUGUCAACUCGAACAAGCUUGCUGAAACUGUGAAGACAAGCGAUCAUCUGCCGCAGCAUUUUGCACCACCCUCGCCUCUAUCAUCAUCAAAGCGUCCGGCUCCUCCUCCUCAAGUCAAGCAGAAUCGACCUCCUCAUGCUGGCACACCCCUCCCACAGCGGCCAUCAAAGCAUCCUGAUUCAAAUUCUCAUCCUCAAGUGCAAGAUCCUGGCAGACUUCCACCUCAUCAGAGACGCAAUCCGCAACCACAAUCCCUUCGAUCCCAGCAGACGGCCAAGAUUCUUCUGGCCCACCAGCAACAUCGUCGUGCCCCAAAGCCGCCAUCUCCUCGCGCUCGCUCUCCGUGCCAGGCUCUUGGUCUUCGCCUACCUCUGCCACCGAAUUAUGGUGAGCACAACUAUGUCUCUGCACUUAACGACAAGAUUGAUAGAAAUGGUGGAAGACGUCCUGCAAACUUCAGCUGGGAUCAUGUUGCUCCUAUGCAUGGAUUCAGUUCAUGCCCUGCAUUGAACGUCCUCGACUAG